Messenger RNA from Talaromyces atroroseus, 1287 nucleotides. RefSeq lists its product as hypothetical. The transcript has a single exon. Lineage: Eukaryota; Fungi; Ascomycota; Eurotiomycetes; Eurotiales; Trichocomaceae. The coding region runs from base 1 to 1287 and encodes 428 amino acids. The record is from RefSeq and is a predicted model, not a curated record.
AUGGCGUAUUCACGCCCAUCUACAGCCAUAAUUUGUGCCGUGCUUCUAUGGUCAUCUAUUUUUAUUUCGUCCACUCUCGCAGCGGGCAUCCAAUACUGCCAAUCCGACCCUCAAUUCUGUUUCGCCGUGACGCGAAACCACAACGAGACAACCAAUGACCACGAUCUCUAUUUAACGCUAUCCACAACACCAUCCAAAGAUGGAGGCUGGUUUGGAGUUGGGCUUGGAAGCGAGAUGAAGGAUUCUCUGAUGUUCAUUAUCUAUGCCGACCAAGAUAGGGAAUCGCUCGUAACGAGUUUUCGGACAGCGGAUGGUCAUUCCAUGCCCAAGGUUUUUUCGGAGUCGGAUGUCACGGACCAAAUUACUGUCUUGGAAGCAACUGCUUCGAUUGACAAUUAUAUGGCCCAGUUCGCUUGCUAUAAUUGUUGGUCGCCAGAGCUCUACGACGGGGGAGUCUCCCCAUACAUCUAUGCUGGAAACACAAAGCAAACUUUUCUUUCCGCCGACAAAUAUACAAACUUGGAAAUACAUUCUUAUGCAGGCGUUGUCUGGGGAGAUAUGAAUCUCGCAGAACUGGCAGAUGAUGCACAGGACUUGGUACCUUCUAUUCAAGGGGAUAAGACCAUUGGGUUUACUCGCGAUGCACCAAAAGCAGAGGGGUUUUUCACUGCUGUUCGUGUUCAUGGUAUCAUCAUGACAUUCUCUUUCAUGGGCUUGUUUGUUGCAGGCAGUGUGACUAUUCGACUUCCGCUUCUUCGCUCUUUCAAAUAUCACUGGGUAAUACAAUUAUCUGCAUCCAUUUUAGCACUCGGCAGUGGGCUAUACAUGUUCAUGCGCUCAACGCACUUUGGGGUGCACAAAAUUAUAGGCCUUAUAGUUAUCUGCUCUUUGAUUAUCCAGGCUGCCGCAGGCUACAAGCAUCACAUCGACUUUGUCCGGAUACGCCGACAAACGAUCUUUACACUUGUGCAUAGGUGGCUUGGACGCGGAAUUCUUCUCCUUGGUACCUUUAACGUUGGUCUAGGGAUGUACUUCCGAGACUGGUCGUCUCUCGGCAUGUUGGGCUGGUUCCUGAUUUGGAGUGCCGAGAUUACGGGCUAUGGGUACAUAUUAUUACAGCACGAGCGUCGCAAGAGGUCAGCACGCGGACAAGCUGUGCCGAAGGAAGACCUGGAUGAUAUAGUGGAUGCAGAGGUGUUUGAUAUUGGCGAUGACUUCGAGGACGAUGAGGACGAUGUCGAGGGCAUCCCACUGAUGGAGCGUCCAGGGAGAAACGAAACGAAAUGA